ACGUCUCGAAACGAACGCAAUUUUGAAUCAAUGACGACCUGGUCACCCUGUACAAAAAAAGACGUAUCACGUGCCGCGUGGUGCUGCUGUCCGGUUGUCGCACCGGUGACGGCACGCGGUCCGUGAUUCGAUACUGCUCCUUUCCGCGUUCAAUAUUUAAAAUUGUAAAGUUUAUCGUACGUUUUACUCGCAUUGACAUCGUCAUACUGAUUUUGGCAUGAGAUUUUAGCGCAGUGAUCCGUACGAAAAGGCAGGCAGAAAUUUGUCGAACGAAACGAUGGGCACUGUCCAUGCUAAGGAACCUAGUAACCCUUCAGGCUUGGGUCAAUUACCUAAGGAGAACGUCCCUGCAAAUAAAUACAAUGACUCACCAAAUGCAACUGAUGACUUUCCACCAUUUUUUAAUAACAAAUCUGAGGGAUUACACAGGGAUGAGGAGAGUGUGCAGACGAAAACCAUUCAUCUGCAGGAAGUGCAGGCACGAGUUGACCGAAUACACGUGGAUGGACUUGUACGAACGAAAGACGACAUAAUCAAGUCACAGGUGACGGACUUGUUUAAGGCGAAAAAUUUUGAGGACGUUAUUAUACGCGCCUACAAGGUGCGGGAGAGAUUGGACGCUCUGGGAUGCUUCAAAAACAUUGGGAUCUACAUUGAUACCAGCAAAGGACCUGAUGCCACCCCUGAUGGUGUUGAAGUCACUUUUAUGGUACGCGAAAUGAGACGUUUGACCGGUGGCAUCAGCACGAUGGUCGGGAACAACGAAGGAUCGCUGAUCGUCGGCGCGAGAGCGCCGAAUCUGUUCGGCCGGGCGGAGCGCGUCCAGAUGGAAUACUCUUACGGUAACAAAAGUUCGAUCAACUUCAAUGUAUCCGCCAUUAAACCGUUUCCGCAGAGCUUGUACAAUGCAGUAUUAACCAGCACCGUGUUCAGCGCAACGCACGACUUCCCGUGGUCCGGUUUCAAACAGAAUGACAAGGGACUGCUCCUCGAUAUGGAGCUCAAUCAGACGGACACGUCCAAGCACAACAUACAGUACGAGGCCGCAUUCAGGAACAUUAGUUGCUCGAAACAGGCGGCCUUUCGUGUCCGGGAACAGUGCGGCCCAAAUUUGAAAUCCGCGCUGAGAUACAUCUGGACAAUAGACAAAAGGGACUCUCCUAUAUUCCCCGUUGCCGGGAGUCUUAUGCGAUUGACGACGGAAAUGGCCGGUUUGGGCGGCGAUAUCGGUUUUCUAAAGAAUGAACUCGCCAUACAGACUAAUUGGACGCCACACGAGUACCUUACAUUCCAGCUGGGCUUUCAAUCGGGGCUGUUGAGUGCAAUCAGUAACGACAUGAAGAUAAGCAUCGCCGAUCACUUUUUCCUGGGCGGUCCGCUGAAUCUACGUGGAUUCGACAUGCGAGGAUGCGGGCCACGGCACGACGGAAAUUCCGUAGGCGGCGAAAUGUAUUGGGCAGUCGCUCUUCACAUGUACACGCCUCUCCCAUUCAGACCAGGCCGUAACAGUUUUGGGGAUUUGUUUAGGCUACACGGUUUCAUUAACGGCGGCAACCUGUCCAAUUUCACAUUUGCAUAUGGUAAUUUGUACAAUGAAAACAUGAAGAUUUUCACGGAGAAUGUUCGCUGCGCUGUCGGCGGAGGCAUCGCGAUGAAACUGGGGAACAUUGCCCGCAUAGAAUUGAACCUAGUUACACCAUUGUUGUUCUUAAGGAGUGACGUGCUCCAACAAUUUCAAUUUGGUAUUGGUGUUCAAUACCUGUGAGCAUUUUUUAUUUUUCAAUAGUCUUGUAUUGUUACAAUGGUUUUGAAUGUAAAAAAAAAGAAAUAGUAAGAUUAUGUGUAAAUUUGUGUCUGUCAUUCGUGUCCGACAGAGAUUCGAAGUGUAUGUUUGCAAUAAAAUCACAAAGAAAUUCAACUUUA
Molecule: messenger RNA, 1923 nt
Organism: Monomorium pharaonis (pharaoh ant)
Lineage: Eukaryota; Metazoa; Arthropoda; Insecta; Hymenoptera; Formicidae
Product: sorting and assembly machinery component 50 homolog
Exons: 8
Coding region: 278-1765 (495 amino acids)
Biological process (GO): protein insertion into mitochondrial outer membrane; mitochondrial respiratory chain complex assembly
Cellular component (GO): SAM complex; outer membrane
Source: RefSeq, a predicted model, not a curated record